AUGCUGAAGGAGCACUUCAGAGACAAUCAGCACAGCAGCAGCGGAGUGAAGCCGAGUGAGGACCGAGGAGGUCGACCGCUGGGCUGCAGAGGGACUGAAGCCUGGACUCCAAGAAUGCUGUCCUCUAACCUCUUUCUCCUCCUCAAGAUGUUCUUGGGAGUGAGACUGUUGCUCUUUUUGUGUCUCAACAAAUUUGAUAACAGAAAGGGAGUCCUGAUGGGAGCGUUUCGUUUGAACCUUGACCCCACCCUUUCUCCCUCCAUCCCCUGCUCCUCAGAGAGCCACUUGUGCACUUCACAAUAG
Xyrichtys novacula (pearly razorfish) is the source of this 303-nucleotide messenger RNA. NCBI's taxonomy places the organism in Eukaryota, Metazoa, Chordata, Actinopteri, Labriformes, Labridae. The record is from the annotation of a GenBank genome assembly.